CCGGGCGUGCGGUCGGUCUUCUGGUCCUCGCUGGCAACUGGCACGGCAUCGGAGACGGCGGAGUAUUUGGCAGGCCAUCUCGGCCGGGUCAUUGAUGAAGUUGAGCGUGAAACCAAUGCCACUGUGGCAGGUGUGCUGGCCGACAACGCCAGUAAUAUGGACGCUGCGUGGAAGCUGCUGGAGCGGUCUCGGCCUAUAUUCGGAGGUGGCUGUGCUGCUCACAUGCUGAAUCUAUUGAUUCAAGACAUGUGUAAGCACGAUUUCUUCAAGAGCGUUCAGACCAAGGCGCUUGCAAUUACGUCCUACGUUCGAGACCAUCACGCUUUACUCAGCCAGUUUACGAUCAUGUUUGUACCUGUUGCCACGCGGUGGUACUCUCUUCACGCGUGCUUGGUGCGGGUUUUGGACAACAGGAACGUGCUCAAGAAGUUGUUUACCGAGUCGCAGUUUGAAGAAUUGGUUAACAACUCAGCUUCGAGCAAGAAGGCGAAGGGGAAACUCAGCCAAGUCAAGCAAUAUAUUCGUGAAGCAUCAUUCUGGAGAAAAUUGGAGCAAUGGCUUCUGAAUCACCAUGUCUAUGGUACUGAAGACGAGCAGUCAGAUCUUCAAGCGGCAAUCCAGGCACUCAUUCAAGAUCGAUGGGAGCACGUUCAUACCGACGCUACUGACCUGGCAUUCCUCUUAGACCCCCACACCGAUCCGGACAACUUUGUCGGUACCGACGAAAAGGAUACCUAUAGACAAGGCUGCGACUUCGCUGAACGGAGCGGCUUGUUGGAGGAGUUGGGCGUCACGAGAGCAGUGUUCAACGGCGCGCUGAACGAUUUUGCUACCUUGAAGCGACGAUGGUCCCCUGCUGACAAGAGAUACAACGAAGGAGUAGCGCCUAUCACGUGGUGGUGGAACAACAAGAAGGGUCAUCCGCUGUUGUGGGAGCUUGCCAGACGCGUAUUCGCAAUCCCGUCUUCGUCGGCCGCAAGCGAGCGCGCCUGGAGCAUCAUGGACUUUAUACACUCAAAGAAACGCAACAGAUUGACAACCGAUAAGGUCGACAUGCUCGCGUUCAUCUACGUCAACCACAACGCGGUCUCGAGCGAGCCCACGGACUGGGCAAGGCUGCACUCGUACCCGGAAUGCCCCGAUGCUCUUGAGCGUGAAAAUGCCGGAACCGUGAGGGCGGCCUGAGCUGCAUGAGCUGCAUGCCAGCACCAUGAAUGC
Molecule: messenger RNA, 1218 nt
Organism: Phytophthora sojae
Lineage: Eukaryota; Oomycota; Peronosporomycetes; Peronosporales; Peronosporaceae
Exons: 3
Molecular function (GO): protein dimerization activity
Source: RefSeq, a predicted model, not a curated record